Panicum virgatum (switchgrass) is the source of this 984-nucleotide messenger RNA. RefSeq names its product probable CCR4-associated factor 1 homolog 11. Gene Ontology annotation, cellular component: CCR4-NOT core complex; CCR4-NOT complex; P-body. Bases 1 to 984 code for a protein of 327 amino acids. The record is from RefSeq and is a predicted model, not a curated record. Gene Ontology annotation, molecular function: nucleic acid binding; poly(A)-specific ribonuclease activity. The transcript has a single exon. Lineage: Eukaryota; Viridiplantae; Streptophyta; Magnoliopsida; Poales; Poaceae.
AUGAACCCCGCCGGCGCGUUCUACUCGCCAGCACCGCCUUUCGCCAUGGCCAUGCCUGCACUACCGCACGCACCCGCAGCUUUGCACCCCACCGCCGUCCCCAUGCCGGCGCCGGCCGCCUUCUACCCCGCCGCCGUCCCCAUGCAGGCGCCGGCAGUCUUCUACCCCGGCGUUCCCAUGCAAGCGCCGCCGCCUCCGCCGCCGCCGUUCCGCGUCCCUGUCAACGCGGUCUGGGCGGACAACUUCGAUGCCGUGCGGCGGGACAUGGGCUACUUCGCGGCGCACGCGCGCUGCGUCGCCGUGAAGGUCCACUACCCCGGCGUCAUCCACGGCGUCGGCCAGGACCUCGGCGCGCUCACCGCGGAGAAGCGGUACGCCGUCCUGAAGGCGAACGUGGACGCCCUCAAGCCGCUCCAGGUCGGGCUCGCCGUCGCCACCGACGACGGGCGGUUCGCCUCGUGGGAGUUCAACCUGUCCGACUUCGACCCGGUUGCCGACCCCCACGCCGUCCAGUCGCUCCUGCACCUCGGCCGGCGCGGCCUCAACUACCUCGAGCACCGCCUGCGCGGCGUCCCCAUGGAGGAGCUCACCAGGGCCCUCCGCCGCAGCGGGUUGCUGAGCAGCCGGCCGGGGGUGUCGUUGGUCACGCACACCGGCGCCUACCACCUCGCGUACCUGAUGAAGGUCCUCAACGGCGGCGACCCGCUUCCCGGCGACAUGGCCGGGUUCCUCGGCUCGGUGCGGCGGUCUCUUGGCGAGGAUGUCUACGAUGUCGCGAGGAUGGUCGCCGACUGCCGAGACAUGCCAGUGGGGCUCGAGCACAUCGCCGGCAGGCUCAAGCUUGCGCCGCCCCUGGCGUUGCACCCGCUUGCUGGCGCCGGCAGCGUGCUCGCUCUAGAAGCGUUUAUUAUUCUACGAUAUCACCAGUUUCGAGGGGACGUGACCACAUACAGAGGUGUCGUCCAUGGGCUGCAGACUGUCUGA